GUGCCAGACAAGUCAUGGCAAUUUGACGAACUCACUCUCAGAUGAAAUGAAGCAGAAGCCUAGGUUCCAAUUCUUCUCAUUCUCCCUGCCAUUUCUCCAUCUGGAAUGAUUUUCUGAACACCUUCCACUGACACAUUGCAUCUUGUGUGGCCCAAACAUGGAGAAACAUCUGAAGAAUGUUCUGGUGGUUUCUUUUGGAUUCUUAUUUCUAUUUACAGCAUAUGGAGGGCUGCAGAGCCUGCAGAGCAGCCUCAAUGCCGCUGAUGGGCUGGGUGUUGCCUCUUUGAGCGUCGUCUAUGGUGGUCUCAUCAUCUCCUCCAUGUUCCUCCCACCAAUCCUCAUUCAGAAACUUGGUUGCAAGUGGACCAUCGUUGGCUCCAUGUGCUGCUACAUUACAUACUCUCUGGGCAAUUUCUAUCCCAGCUGGGCUACACUGAUACCUACAUCGUUGAUCCUGGGUUUGGGAGGAGCGCCACUUUGGUCAGCCAAAUGUACCUAUCUCACCAUUGCGGCCAACGCAUAUGCUCCGAAAGCAGGGAAAGUAGGAAGAGAUGUUGUCAACCAAUAUUUUGGAAUCUUCUUUCUGAUAUUCCAGUCUUCUGGAGUCUGGGGGAAUCUUAUAUCAUCUCUAGUAUUUGACCAGACUCCUAACAAAGCCGAACCCUCGGACGCAGAGCUGGCAUUCUGCGGUGCAGAAGACUGUGAGACUACAUCCAAUGUGACGAAUAGCAAUGGAACUUCAAACAGACCAACAGAUGCUUUAAGAUACACACUGCUGGGAACCUACACAGCCAGCGGAGUGCUUGCUGUGGUGCUAGUCUCUGUAUUUCUGGAUCGAAUCUCAUCUGACCAAGCAGAAAGUGAAGAAAAAAAGAUGCCGUCCUUUUGGUCCACUUUCUUGGCAACGUUCCGACAUCUUAAAGACAAACGCCAGUGUCUCUUGAUUCCUCUGACCAUGUAUAGUGGGUUUGAACAAGGGUUCCUUGCUGGUGACUACACCAAGUCAUAUGUGACCUGUGCACUUGGUAUAAAUUGGGUUGGUUAUGUGAUGAUCUGCUUUUCAGCUGCCAAUUCACUCUCCUCCAUGCUUUUUGGGAAGAUUUCCCAGUUCACCGGCAGAAAGGUUCUCUUUGCACUAGGUGCAGUUCUCAACCUUGCCUGUAUCCUAGGGUUCCUGCUCUGGAAACCUCACCCAAAGCAUCUCGCUGUUUUCUUCAUAUUACCAGCCCUCUGGGGUGUGGCUGAUGCUAUCUGGCAGACACAAACAAAUGCUCUCUAUAGCGAUUUAUUUGAAAAGCACAAGGAAGCUGCAUUUGCUAAUUAUCGUCUAUGGGAAUCACUGGGAUUUGUCAUCGCCUUUGGCUACAGCACUUUCUUAUGUGUCUAUAUCAAACUGUAUAUCGUAUUGGCUGUAUUGGUAGUAGCUAUGGUCCUUUAUGGAAUUGUGGAGUACCUGGAAUCCGAGACUUCUCCUGCAGCACUCAGCUCUUCAAAGGAGAAACCAAUCGAAUUUCAAGAAAAGGCUCAGGACACCCAGUUCUAGCCCAGCAAGGUCACCAACAGAAAACAAACCUAUGCUCCAGCCUUAUGCUUUAUUUUGCACAUGCAUUUUCCUUGGUUAUCUACGGGUACCGGCGAUGUCGAAAUCGACUGUGUGUGGUAGGACGAGUGGGCAAGAAGGCACAAAAGAACUGAUAUAUCGACCGAUGCAUUA
Pogona vitticeps (central bearded dragon) is the source of this 1714-nucleotide messenger RNA. RefSeq names its product unc-93 homolog A (gene UNC93A). NCBI's taxonomy places the organism in Eukaryota, Metazoa, Chordata, Lepidosauria, Squamata, Agamidae. The record is from RefSeq and is a predicted model, not a curated record.